AUGGCAGCGGCGCUCCGAGCGAUGCAGGCGGCUUUGCUGGACCCUAAGAUCAGCUCAGGCGAUGAUAUACUAGCUGCCACUGCCCUUCUUGCACCGUUCGAAGGUGUCAUGAAGAAGAGCGACAUUCCCAUGCACUCCCAUAUCGAGGGUCUCGCAGCGGUCCUGGCUUCGAGGCCGCCAGCUUUUGCAAUCUCGCAGCUUAGUAGAGACGUUCUCGACUUCCACUCUUAUGAUGCUUCGAUUAUGGCGUGCAUUCAAGGCGUGCCUUCAAUGCUGGAAGACGUCGAUCGUGGCUACUACGCCAUUCAACCCGGACUGUCGACUUCCGGGCAAGCUCAGCUGAGAGCAAUGGGCAUUGAGCUCUUGAUCCGCAUACCGCGACUGGUCCACUUCGCUCAAAUGCUCAGCCCGUCGAAUUCUUCUGUCGCGGACGUGCUACACCAGGCACUUGCGUAUGCCAAGGAACUACUACAGCUGCGCGAUACGCAAGCCGAGAACAUCUUUCUACGAAGUAUCAGUUCAUGUCCCGCUGGAAUGGCGUCUGACACGUCGAUGAAUUCUAGCAGUCUACAAUACGCCUCGGCCAAAAGCUACGAGGGUGCUGCCUACUACUGGCAAGGUCCGGAAAGGAUGCAAAGCAUCCGCCAUGCUUCUUUAGACCUCGUAGAGAUGGAAGCAGAGCUCGCUCGGAAUGUUCAGACUGUUGUGAUGUCCAUGAAAUACGCCAGCAGCAUAAGACUGCGCCAACGAAGACGACUCUUCGCCCAAGGCCUUGUACUUCUCUGGGGUCUUCUGCGGGACCUGCCUCAUGUUUUUCACGCUUUUCCAGACAACGAAGAAAGAUCUUUGCUGCGAAACACAUUCUUACUAAAUGUCAACCACGCUCUUGCUGCUGACCCAAAGCUGACUGGCGAUGAUAUGAACAAGGCAGCAGAUCUGCUCAUUAGCGUCUCGCGCACAGGCAGGUUCGCAGAGCUGUUUGGACUAUUCAUACUCACGUAA
Messenger RNA from Recurvomyces mirabilis, 1002 nucleotides. RefSeq lists its product as uncharacterized. NCBI's taxonomy places the organism in Eukaryota, Fungi, Ascomycota, Dothideomycetes, Mycosphaerellales, Teratosphaeriaceae. The record is from RefSeq and is a predicted model, not a curated record. Bases 1 to 1002 code for a protein of 333 amino acids. The transcript is spliced from 2 exons.